AUGGCACAGACGCCAAACCGCAACCGCAACCGCAGACGCAGACGCAGACGCAGCAAAGACACCGGCGCCCGGACUGCGCGAGGCAGGAUCAAGCAAAGAGCAAGAAAGAGAUCACAGCAAGCAGGAUUCUCGGAGAUACUACCUCCAUGGAGAUGGCUUCUUCGUCCGCGCCGAGCACGUCCUACUACAACAUCUCCCUGGCGCAGGCGGUGCUGACGCUCUCCAUCAACGCCAUCCUCGUCUGGCUCUCCGCCGUCAUCAAGUCCUCCGCGGCCCGCCGCUCCACGACCGCCCCCAGCACCGCCACACCUCCAUCUCCGCCGCCGGCGAGGACCGCCACCGCGGCCGUCGUCGACAUGGACGUGGUGCUCGGGGUGAUGGGCGCCGACGCGUUGUCGGUGGGGUUCGAGGAGGCGGCGGCGCUGUUCGAGGAGGAGGAGGCGAGCGUGGAGGAGGCCCAGGCAGCGUUCGGAGUGUUCGACCGCGACGGCGACGGGUUCAUCGACGCCGGGGAGCUCGGGAGCGUGCUCAGGUCGCUCGGGUUCGACGCCGGCGUCGCCGCCGCGGAGUGCGAGCGCAUGAUCGACGCCUACGACGAGGACAAGGACGGCAGGAUCAACUUCCACGAGUUCCUCAAGCUCAUGGAGAGGAGCCAGUGAAGUGGAUCGGAUACGACCGCCGGACCGGAUGAUUUGGUGUGAAAAAAAAAAUAUUUCUUUGUUCAUUCGUUCUAUUGUUUCUCUUGGCCGCAAUGGAGCCGAAUGGUGCGAUGCAUACCCGAAAUCUAGAGUAUUGAUACAUCAAAUCCAUGUAUCAAUUGUUUGGUCCUCGCAGAGCUCAGCGUGGGAUGCGAUGUCAUGUAUAAAAAUUAAACUAGUUCAACCAUUGAUCUUAUCA
This is a messenger RNA of Phragmites australis (common reed), 897 nucleotides long. RefSeq names its product probable calcium-binding protein CML21. The transcript has a single exon. The record is from RefSeq and is a predicted model, not a curated record. Gene Ontology annotation, molecular function: calcium ion binding. NCBI's taxonomy places the organism in Eukaryota, Viridiplantae, Streptophyta, Magnoliopsida, Poales, Poaceae. The coding region runs from base 147 to 659 and encodes 170 amino acids.